This is a messenger RNA of Rotaria sp. Silwood2, 1491 nucleotides long. The record is from the annotation of a GenBank genome assembly. Lineage: Eukaryota; Metazoa; Rotifera; Eurotatoria; Philodinida; Philodinidae.
AUGUUUGAUGCUGAGAUACAUGAUAUUUGUACCGAUCCUUCACAAUUAAAAGAAAAUUCCCUAUUUUUAAUCACAGGCGAAGGUUGCCAUAAAAUUGUACCAUAUGAAAACCAUAUGCUGCAGGCAGCUAUAUUAAAUCGAACUGGAUUCAUUUUAUGGGAUUCGGAAAACUGGCCGAAGUAUGAGGAUAGUAGAGAAUCGUAUCGUUACAUCUCUGUUAAACACUACCGUAAAUCUUGUGCUCUAAUUUGUUCAAACUUUUAUGGACAACCAUCCAAGAAUUUGCUAAUGAUCGGUGUCACAGGAACCAAUGGAAAAACGUCAACUACUCUGAUAAUAGAACGAAUAUUGGAAUUCUCGAAACUCUACCGGCCACUUCUUAUUGGAACACUCUGUACUCGAUGCUGUGGCGUCACGAUACAACCAUCCUAUACAACACCGUAUUGUGACAUAAUACAAAAGUUAUUACGUACAGCAAUUGAUAAAUAUCACGCAGAUUCUGCGGUGAUGGAAAUUUCUUCACGCGGCCUCGAGCAAGAGCGUGUCGGAGGUAUUUCAUUUGAUGUUAGUAUUUAUACAAAUCUGACACAUGAUCAUCUAAGCUAUCAUACCACUUUCGAUGAAUACAAACGGACUAAAACGACUUUGUUCGAAGAUUUGACUAAAUCCUUUGCUAUUAUCAAUCGUGAUGAUGAUUAUGCACAACAUUUUAUUGACAAAACAAAGAAGACCGCAAGAGUGAUGACAUAUGCGAUUGCUCGAAAUCAUGACACAGACAUCUACGCAAGUAACAUUCAACUAAGUAUCCAUGGUUUGAACUUUGACAUAAAUAUUCCAGCUACAAAUAUAACGGAACAUAUUCAUAUUCCAUCUCUGAUCGGAAAAACCAAUGUUUAUAAUUCGUUAGCUGCAUUAGCAUGUGCACAUUUGGCACUUAACAUUCCAUUGGAUCUAUGUAAGGAUGCUCUAGUAACCAUGCCUCCAAUUCCAGGCCGUCUUGAGUUUAUUACCAUGCCACAUGACCCGAUUACAGUGAUUAUCGAUUCUGCACAUACCCCAGAUGGCUUCAAAGAAAUACUCAGUACAGUCAGAGACUGCAUACUGAGUAAGAGUUUGCUCUGUUUAUUUGGUUGUCGGGGUGAUGUAGAUCAAGCAAAUCGUUCAAUUAAAGCUGCAAUUGUUCGCCAACUAUCAGAUAAAGCGAUCGUUACAACUGAUACUGCAGCAUCCGAAGAUCCCAAACAAAUUAUUCAGGAUAUUUUGGCAGGAUUUUCUUCAACAUCGAACAGUGAUGAUAAUAUCAUCAUUGAAAUUGAUCGAAGAAAAGCAAUCGAGAAAGCAAUUUUGUCCGUUAUGCAAGAUGGUGAUACAUUAGUUAUAUUAGGUAAAAGACACGAUAUCAAUCGAAUGCUUCAAAACCGAAUUAUUGAUUUUGAUGAUCGCAUAGUUGUCAGAGAAUGUAUUCAACAACGUAUUCAGCGUAAUUCGUAG